UAACUCGAAAACAUGGAAGACGAAAAUUCUAAAGACGAGGAACAGUUAGAAAGGGAGCACUUUUUACGCAUAAUAAAUGCGUUCAAAUACUAUAGAAUACAUUCAUCAAAAAGAGUAAAAAAUGCAGUGGAGUCUUUCCAGAGUUUGUCUGAUGGUCAUAAAAAGAUGUUGCCUGGUUACCUUGACAAUCUAACUUUAAUCCAGAACUGUGUUGACCAUAACUAUGAAAUUAUUCAAUUAGUGAUCAAAGAUGCUGAGUACAUGUUUGAGAAUAAAACUCAUGAGCCAACUGAAGAUGAAAAAGAGGUUCCACCUACACAGUUUGAUAUGGACAAAGUUAGAACAACAAUAAAACAGUUUGUACGAGACUGGAGUGCAGAUGGUCAGAGUGAGAGAGAAGCAUGUUAUCUUCCUAUUGUCAUGGAGAUUUGUGAAAAAUUUCCAAAGUCAAAAUGUGAUCCUUCUAAAAUUUCUGUACUUGUUCCUGGAGCUGGUUUGGGAAGGCUGGCAUAUGAGAUAGCUAAACAGGGAUACAGUUGUCAGGGAAAUGAAUGGAGUCUCUUUAUGUUGAUGGCAUCAAAUUUUAUACUAAACAAAUGUAAUGCUGUGAAAUCGUUUACCCUGUAUCCAUGGAUACAUCAAUGGACCAACAAUACUUACACCGAGGACCAGACAGCUAGCUGUAAAUUCCCUGAUGUAAAUCCUGCAGAACUUCCUCCUAACUCUAACUUCUCCAUGGCAGCUGGUGACUUCCUGGAAAUAUACACUGAUCCAGACACCUUCGAUUGUGUUGCUACUGUAUUCUUUAUAGACACAGCCCACUGUAUUAUAUCCUAUAUAGAGACUAUUUACAAUAUUUUGAAACCUGGAGGAUACUGGAUUAAUCUAGGUCCGUUAUUAUACCAUUAUUCGGACAUUCCAAAUGAAGUUUCUAUAGAACUGUCAUAUGAAGAAUUAAAGAAAGUUGUGAAACAAGUCGGAUUUGUCAUACAGAGAGAGGAAAAAGAUGUGAGAUCUACCUAUACACAGAAUCCUAAAUCUAUGCUGCGAUAUGAAUACAGUAGUGUGUUCUUUACUGCUCAGAAACCAGUUUCAUGAGAAACCUUGCUUUUAAACAUGUACAAUUUUUUACUUAUUUCAUAUGUCCUCUCACUUACACAACAUGGAUUGUAAUGUGCCGAUGUCAGCAGUGAUUGGUUUGGUAUUAUCCUUUUAACUAUUCUAUCUUUCAAGAAACACCUGUGUAUUGCACUUUCUUUGAAUUUCUGUUCAUUUUACAAGUAAACAUUCAGAACAGUUUUUUUAUAUUUCAAUCUGGAAAAGUUUAAAUUAGGGAAUGAGCUUACAGAUGUAUACAAUUAAUGUGAAAACCAGUGUAAUGUCUUUGACAGACUAAUGAUAUCUAUUGUAGAGUUUUAAUACUGCAAAUUCAAAACUUAUUGCAAGGUUUCUAUCAUUGCGAAUAAUGUGACUGAGUGAGUAUCGCAAUAAUUAUAAAGACUCUCUUUCUGAUAUUUGAUACAUAUAGCUUAAUGCAGAUUUUCCUGAAAUCGCAAUAAUUAAUCUCCCAUUUUUGUGAAUUCUUCAAAAAUUGCAAUAAUAAAUGCAUUCAAUAAUAUAUGAAUUUACAGUAUACUUCCCAUGACCUCUGCUUUUUUAAUUUAUUUUAUACUGACCUGUCCAUUUUUGGUAAGUUUACUGUGAACCAGCAGUCAACCAUAUAGUCUUUUGACUCUGUGAAAGACUUUAUCA
Messenger RNA from Mytilus californianus (California mussel), 1752 nucleotides. Its product is annotated as carnosine N-methyltransferase-like. The record is from RefSeq and is a predicted model, not a curated record. The transcript is spliced from 8 exons. The coding region runs from base 13 to 1098 and encodes 361 amino acids. NCBI's taxonomy places the organism in Eukaryota, Metazoa, Mollusca, Bivalvia, Mytilida, Mytilidae. Gene Ontology annotation, molecular function: S-adenosylmethionine-dependent methyltransferase activity.